Messenger RNA from Penicillium bovifimosum, 1236 nucleotides. Its product is annotated as 8-oxoguanine glycosylase OGG1. Bases 1 to 1236 code for a protein of 411 amino acids. The record is from RefSeq and is a predicted model, not a curated record. Gene Ontology annotation, biological process: base-excision repair, AP site formation; nucleotide-excision repair; base-excision repair. The transcript is spliced from 3 exons. Gene Ontology annotation, cellular component: nucleus. Gene Ontology annotation, molecular function: 8-oxo-7,8-dihydroguanine DNA N-glycosylase activity; damaged DNA binding. NCBI's taxonomy places the organism in Eukaryota, Fungi, Ascomycota, Eurotiomycetes, Eurotiales, Aspergillaceae.
AUGAUUUCCAGUGCUUUAUCGGAGUGGCAGAAGCUCCCUAUAAGUCUGGGUGAGCUUUGUAUUAACACGACCCUUAGAUGUGGCCAGUCAUUUAGAUGGCAGCACCUCCCUGAGAGUGAAGAAUGGCGAUGUGUCCUUUAUGGCAAUCUCCUAUCACUGAAGCAAGACUCGAACUACCUAUACUACCGAUCUGUGUCUGCUUCGGAUACAUCCACACAAACCUCCAAUGACCAUUUCGUCCGCAUUAUCAAACAUUACUUCAACCUGACACCCAAUUUGACCGAAUUAUAUGCACAAUGGUCUUCACAAGACCCCAAUUUCAAGAAAAAGGCUGCGCAGUUUACCGGAAUCCGCAUUCUCCGCCAAGAUGCCUGGGAGGCACUGGUAUCAUUCAUCUGCAGCAGCAACAACAACAUUGCACGGAUCUCACAGAUGGUCGAGAAACUAUGCAUACAUUAUGGAAAGCCAGUAGCAACAAUCGAUGGCCGUGCAUACCAUGAUUUCCCUCCCCCGGAUGCCUUGGCUACCAAGGACGUGGAGGGCAAUCUUCGCAAUUUAGGAUUUGGCUACCGGGCCAAGUACAUAUAUCAAACAGCAGUCAUGGUAUCCAACCGAGAGAAGAGCUGGCUAGAUGCUCUGAGCAACCCCGAGUGUCCGCCAUUUGGCGUGAAUCCGAAACCUACCGGUGAGAUGAAACCGGAGGGUCGGGAUGGAUACCGCGAAGCUCAUGAAAAGCUCCUCGAGCUGCAGGGGGUGGGGCCAAAGGUAUCAGACUGUGUUUGUCUAAUGGGGUUAGGUUGGGGAGAGUCUGUGCCGGUGGAUACACAUGUGUGGCAGAUUGCGCAGCGAGACUAUCGAUUUGGAAAAACCUCCAACAAGAAUUUGAACAAGACUACUUAUGACGCUGUUGCGAAUCACUUCCGCAAGCUUUGGGGUAAGGAGGCUGGAUGGGCUCAUAGCGUGCUCUUCACGGCGGACCUGCGUACCUUUGCAGACAAGCUUGCGGCGACUAAGAAAGUUGACGUGAAAGUCAAGGAUGAAGAGUCUGCUAUCAAGAUUGAGACGAAAGUGACAACUGGUGUGGCUUUGAAAAUACCCGAGGAUCUUGAGGACAAGGUUAAGAUUGAGGACAUGGACGAUGUCAAGAAAAUCAACGGCAAGAGACGAAAGGAAGAAAUUGUUCCUGUGGCUCAAACAACAGAGACACGGAGAAUGUCCAAGCGACUACGACGCUGA